AUGAACAAUGGGGCGGGGAAUCCCCAGCCCGCCGCCAGGGCGCCGCCCUUCUUCCACCUGCCGCGCCGGCCCUCUGUGACGCCUCCAUCGCAAAAGCCCUCCAGGCCCCGCCCGUCCUCGCCAACCUCACCCGUCUCUCCCACCUCUCCUGCGCGUCCGUCAUCGUCUCGCUCUUCAUGGUUCCACCCCUCCACGCGCCGCCCGCGCACCUCCCCCGGCCCGCGACCCUCGCCUUUCAAGUCGCGCGCGAGCCAGCCCUUCCCCGACGAGCUGAAGCGCGACUCCGGCUUCGCGCCCUCCAUCGCCAGCCCCUCGCACGACGGCGACCACAGCGUGCCCCGCGUCCCCAGCCUGCCUACCAUCGUGGUCCACGACGAGCCCCCGCGCCCCUUGACGGCCAACAAUGCGGGCGAGGUCAACCGCAGCAGGCUGGUCGGCACCGACAUCCCGAAGGCCGACUUCGACGAUCUCGCCGACAACAAGAUUGCCUUUUCCAAGAGAGGUACUUUGCUCCUGAAUGGAAAGAGGAUGAACGAAAUGAUGCGCGGGCCCACGGACAAGGAUGGCGCUGCGCAUGGCUCAAGAGGUGAACACGGCGUUGAGGCUGGUAGCAGUACGAGGGACAGAAAACCGGCAGAUGACGAGGCUUCGGCACCUCGAGAAGGAUCGGCGCCGGAGGCGGCAAACGCAGUAUCGGAGACGGGAUCGACGCAGGAAAAGAUACCGGACCUCGUAAUCCCUCGCCCGCACCCGCACCUGGACGGUCCCCGUGCCGUGAGCAUGAGCGCUGCGACUGCCGACGGCCGAGCCUCGACUGCGGUGUCCGCAGCACCUUCGAGGAGAGCCAGGUCUCUCGCUCCGCGCCGAAGCAUCCCAGGCACGCGCGUAUUGUCCGCGGACGAGACGAUGCUGUCGAAGAAGGUCCGCUUCAUGUACGAGUACGGCGACGAGAGAGCCGCGGAUUGGGCCGUGGAAGAGAGCAUCCGGGAGGACGCGUCGAUCGAAGAAGAGAACCCACCCGACCUGCCCGGGGAAGGUGACAGCUUGCAGAUUACGAAGUCACGAAACAACGGAGAUGCCCUGCGCAGCGCGAGCAUUGUGAGCAAACCGGCCAGUUUGAUAUCAAAAGAACCGAACGAGCUGGCAGGUGGCAUAGAAGAUUGGGAGGACAUCGAAGGUUGCGAGGUCGAUCGAUACGGGUUCAUCGUCGCCAAGAAGUCCGCUCCCACAGAGCAGCGCGAGUCUACGGUCACCUUCGACACGCCCAAGCUCCAGCGCGUGUCCACGCAGCUGCAGCUUGCGUCCGAGGCCCCGAGACGGAAGCGCACCCUCCGCCGCCAAGGAUCGAUCGCCAGGUCUUCGCGGACGAAUUUCAGCGCCCAGCCCAAGCGAAUGUCUUCCAGCAGAUCCCUUCGCCCGGCGGAAUCCAUUUACUCCACCCGGAGCACAGCGUCCGUCCGUUCGAACAUCUUCCGGACCGCGGCCAACAGGCUGCCGCAUAACCGCAGCAGGAGACUUGUUGACGAAGCCAGCGAUAUGCUCACGCUACCCCCUGGCCUCGCUGCUAUAGCCGAAGAAAAGGAUGGCGGGAGGACCGUGGAGAUGAUGAAGCGGAAGGAAUGGCAGAGAGAGGAGAAGUGGCGGAAGAUGGGGAAGCUCGUGGGCAAGUCGCCGAGCGGAGGUGGAAUGCUCUUCGAAUUCGACACCAGAAACCCCAAGCUCAUCGAGCGCACGUGGAAAGGAAUUCCGGACAGGUGGCGGUCCACCGCGUGGUACGCGUUUCUCGCGGCGAGCGCGAAGAAGGACCCGAACAGCGCUCCGGACGAAGAGCUCAUCGAGGCAUUCUACGAACUCCAGGACGACGAUUCCGCAGAAGACAUGCAGAUCGACAUGGACGUGCCCCGGACCAUCAGUCACCACAUCAUGUUCAGGAGACGCUACCGCGGCGGCCAGCGCUUGCUGUUCCGCGUGCUUCACGCCUUUUCGCUCUAUCUCCCCGAUACCGGCUACGUUCAGGGAAUGGCCGCGCUCGCGGCGACCCUGCUCUGCUACUACGAUGAGGAGAGGGCGUUCGUCAUGCUGGUGCGGCUUUGGAAGCUGAGAGGCCUGGAACGCCUGUACCAACACGGGUUUGAAGGUCUCAUGGAAGCGUUGGGCGACUUCGAGAAGUAUUGGCUCGGCGGAGGCGAGGUGGCUCAGAAAUUGGAGGAGCUUGGCGUGCACUGUACCGCUUACGGGACGCGUUGGUACCUCACGCUCUUCAACUACUCGAUUCCGUUCCCGGCGCAGCUCCGUGUCUGGGACGUGUUCAUGCUGCUCGGAGACGCUUCUAUGUCCUGCGACCCAAACAAUUCCUUCCACGCCGAUCUCGACGUGCUGCACGCCACCUCGGCCGCUCUCAUCGACGCGACGCGCGAGAUUCUGUUGGAUUCGGACUUUGAGAACGCGAUGAAGACGCUAACCUCGUGGGUUCCGGUCAAGGACGAGGAUCUGCUCAUGCGCGUGGCAAGGGCAGAGUGGAAGCAGAGAAAGAAGCGAGCCAAGGCAAAUCCUACGACCGGGUAA
Molecule: messenger RNA, 2565 nt
Organism: Lasiodiplodia theobromae
Lineage: Eukaryota; Fungi; Ascomycota; Dothideomycetes; Botryosphaeriales; Botryosphaeriaceae
Product: Tbc domain-containing protein
Exons: 2
Coding region: 1-2565 (854 amino acids)
Source: RefSeq, a predicted model, not a curated record